Chilo suppressalis (striped riceborer) is the source of this 624-nucleotide messenger RNA. The record is from the annotation of a GenBank genome assembly. Lineage: Eukaryota; Metazoa; Arthropoda; Insecta; Lepidoptera; Crambidae.
AUGGCUCUAGUAAAAACCCCAGUACUCAAAGUAAUUUUAUGUGGAGAAUAUGGUGUUGGAAAAAGUUCAAUUUUUCGUCGUUUCAUCAACAAUACUUUUGUACCUAAUUCUGAUAGGCGAUCUACAUUAGGUUUAGACCAUUUCGAAAAGGUAUAUAAAGUUGGAGACAAGGAAGUUAAGUUGCAAUUAUGGGAUACUGGAGGAAUGGAAAGGAUUGCUUCAGUAACAUCUAGUUACUAUAAGUUUGCUGAAGCAGCUAUUUUAGUGUUUUCUUUAGACAAUUCAUCAUCAUUUCAUGUACUAAGUCAACAUCUGUUAGAUAUUGUCACAUAUGCAGAGAAUGCCAAAAUAUUUUUGUGUGGGAACAAAUCUGACUUGGAAGGUACAUCACCACAAGUAACUGAUGCAGAUAUUGAAACAUUUUGUGAGCAAUGUCAUAGUCUUAUAAAUACUACUUAUAAAACAUCUUGCAAAACAGGUAAAGGUUUAGAAGAAAUGUUUUCUGAUAUAGCUGUGCAACUGGUGGAGUCAAAUCGAUCAAGAAUUGAAUUGCAGACUUUAGAUCACAACAGUUUCAAAAUAUCAAACCCUGAACCUCUGGAGGAACCAUCUUGCAGCUGUUAA